Hippocampus zosterae (dwarf seahorse) is the source of this 5489-nucleotide messenger RNA. RefSeq names its product mitogen-activated protein kinase 8 interacting protein 2 (gene mapk8ip2). Lineage: Eukaryota; Metazoa; Chordata; Actinopteri; Syngnathiformes; Syngnathidae. Gene Ontology annotation, molecular function: protein binding. Gene Ontology annotation, biological process: regulation of JNK cascade. The record is from RefSeq and is a predicted model, not a curated record. The transcript is spliced from 14 exons. Bases 432 to 4280 code for a protein of 1282 amino acids. Gene Ontology annotation, cellular component: cytoplasm.
AAUGACGCUAUCCGCCCCAUAUCCUGCCCCCGCCCGUCUCCACGCUGCUGCCUGCCAGCUUCCGUCUUGUGUUACUCGCAGCAUCUUCAACCUCUCCACCCUCUUCAUCGUCAUCCUCGCCAGACGUUCGCAAGGGGGUGGGGGAGACACCUUGUCUGACAUACUGGAUCAUACCUCGGAAUAUUGUCCUUUGUUUCCAUGCAGAUUAUUUAAACCGAGACGGCACUCCCCUCCCUUCCUUCCCUUCUGCGUGGAUGCUCGACUCCUGCUGAACGCGCAACAUCCGCGACUCAACAAGACAGAGAGAGUGAGAGGGGGCGGCGGGGAAGAAAGCAAAGAAAAAGCCACUGCGAACGCCCUUGCCGUGGAUGGACUGCCGUUUCCCCUCCGUGAUCGUCACCACCGCAUAGUGGGCUCUCGAGUCAGAGAAGAUGGCGGACCGGGCUGAGAUGUUCUCCCUCAAUACGUUCCACUCCCUCUCUCCUCCGGGCUGCAGGCCAGCCCACGACAUUAGCCUGGAGGAGUUUGACGACGAAGAUCUCUCCGAAAUCACAGACGACUGCGGAAUUGGUCUCAAUUACGACUCAGAUCCUUAUGAAAAGGACUCCCUCAUUCUAGAGAAGAACGACAUGCACCACCCAGUGUGCUCCUUCCAGGACGACUUCCAGGAGUUCGAAAUGAUUGACGACGAAGAUGAGGAUGAUGAGGAGGAGGAGGAAGAGGAGGAAGAGGAGGAGGUGGACCCUGAUGCACCGCCGUCUCCCUCAGCGUCACCUCCCCCCUCGCCCAUUCUCGGCACCCUGAAAAGCAGACCGACUACACUAAACCUCACCACGGCAGUAUCGCAGGAUUCACUGAACAACAACAGCAGUCUGUCACCAAAGAAAGCAAGCUUGCAGGACUCUUUGCACAACCCAUCGACACAGGGCCGCAUGACUCCAACCCACACAUGUCUGGAGGAUGGUAGCAAUGUGACAGGCCAAUUUUCAGCCUCAUCCCUUUCCCAGCCACCAGGGUCCCAGAGUCAAGGUACUCCAGCAAAACAAGCAGAGGAGGGUGGGAACCCCCAUUCCCCUCACAGGCCCCUCCUCUGUGACAUGGAGGGCAACAGGCGGGAGAGGCUUGAAUACGGCUCAUUUGGUCAAUUCAAGUCCCACCCUUGCCCUGAGGAUGCCACUCAACCUAAGGCCGACCUUUUAAGCCACACCACCAGAGUACCUUCUGUUGAUGAGCAUUCCCACUGUUCAGACACAGAGGUGGACCAUGACCUCAACAACGGCCACAACCACAAACACUUAAAUCGCCUCGCCACUGACACAUACACAAUAACAAGCGAAUCUGGAAUGGAAGCUGUGAAUGACCUGGAUCCAGAUGGAACCAGUCACUGCUUGUCAUCUACUGCUCCUUUGGGAGGCAAUGAUGGUGCCGACACCCCCUUGUCUGAAGAUGAGCUGGACAAGGACUUUGAAGUUGAGUUUAUGCGCAAGGAGACAUAUGAUAUGGUGUGCAAGGAGAACCCCUCAUCGUAUGUGGAAUUCCCAUGCAUUGAACCUUACGAGCUGGCUGCCUUAUCUGGCUUUGUGUCCAGUCACUCAGAUGCUACUGACCAGUCCAAAAGUUUUGAUUCUCCAGCCUUGGCUGCUCCAGUGGUCGCGGCACAUGAUUCCCAUUCUCCGUCUUCAGAUCCUGGGAUCGCAGACAUGAACCAGCAAGGUUACGUGACUUCAGACCUGGAUAAGGAACUGAGCUCCCCAGGCUCUGACUCUGAGCUUGAUGGGGACAUAUCAUUUGCUUGCGAAGGUCCCGUGCACUCAAAUAUGAUCUCAUCUAUCUCAGAAACGGAGCUCGACUUGACUAGUGAUGAUAGCAGCAGUGGACGCUCCUCUCACCUCACCAACUCCAUCGAAGAAGCAAGCUCACCUACAUCAGACCAAGAACUAGACCCAGAUACAGAGUUAGAGCAGGACAGUGGGAUUGUGGGAAUCAAAGAAUCUCUAAUUUUGGGCCAGCCUGACCCAAUCAAAGAAGGUUCUCCUCUACCCUCUCCAUCACCUUUACCCUCACCAACGGUCGCCACACCAUUCCCUGUUGACUCCCACUUUUUGCCACCCAAAUCAUACACUGAUGACCAGGCUCUGAUUGAGCUAAAGAACAUGGAUGAAGAUCUGUCUGGUGAUCAUCAGGCUGACCCAGAUGAAACCCUUCCUCCUCAACAGUGCGAGGACAUCAUGUCCAGACAAAUGGUGCUCAAGAUAGAACCCGACCACGGCCUUGAGUGCUUCAAACGGUCCUUCUACCUUCCAGUGGGACCCAAGCUUAUGCCUGCCACAGAUGAUUACGAUGAAACUAGUGAAGGGGAUUCAGAAUCAGAAAGUGAGGAUGACCUGAGUGAAAACUCGGACUCGCCCUGGCUGCUGAGCAAUUUGGUCAACAGGAUGAUAUCAGAAGGCUCCUACCCAAUUAGUUGUCCUGAGGAGUGCUUCAAGAGGGAGGCGUCUGUGUCAGAUACCAUUUCACCAUCCUCAGAAAUUGGUGACGGAGAUAGUUUUGCUGAUGAUGAGCCAGAAAUGGUUAUUUCAGAGAAGGAUGGUGAAGGACUGAAAAAGGCUGAGGAAUGUCAGAGAAUUAAGAUGGUGGAGCCUUCCAAUGAAGGUGUUGCCAUGAACACUUGCCUGUAUAUGUGUAACCCCACCGGUCACACAAUCAAACCACUGAGUCUGGAUCACUGUGCAGAGAAUUCACAAGAAACCAGAGAUUACGCAUCAUGCGCCAUCAAAGUCUCCACCACUGCAAAGAACGUAACAGAUAAACUCUCCAAGAACACCGUGAGACCAGAGGAAAGCGGUGAGCCAAAUAAUGACUUUACAAUGCCAGAGGAAAGGAAGCACAUGGACUCUACGAGCCUUUGCAAGAGUAUCAUAAGUGAUAAAGACAUUGGACGAGAGAUGGAGCCCCAGACGACAAGUCGCUCAUCCGCUUCUCUUGAACGAAUCACUGAGGUCAAACACAGGCUGACACUGGACAUACCGACUGCUCAGACCAACCGUUGCUUCAGCCUCACUUAUUCCACAGACAAUGAUGAAGAAGAUGACCAAGGGGACUCGUACCCAUUCUUGGAUGACUUGAGGAGACGGUCCUACAGGGGUAGCGAUUCACAGCUUGACAGUUCACCUCCCUCCGACCCCUGCAUGCCGGAACAUCCUUGCCCGGACCGUAACCUCCCGCCAUGUGAGAAGGCCCUUUCUCCGAAGCCACCCAGUGAAGACGAUGGACUAGCUUAUGACUCCAUGAAAUACACACUUGUGGUUGAUGAGAACACAACUCUGGAACUAGUGAGCCUCAGAAGGUGCACUUCAGUCCUGAGCGAUGACAGCGAGCUCUCCACACUAUGCGACGAAGAGCCUUUGCGAAUGGGUCAGGCGGAUUAUUAUUGCGAUGGAGAGGAGGUGAGGCCAGCGAUGCUCAGUUCUUCUGAAGACUCGUCCCCUGAGGCGGACCUCCCGUUUUCCAAGAAGUUUCUCAACGUCUUUGUCAACAGCACAUCACGCUCCUCUAGUACCGAAUCCUUUGGCCUUUUCUCCUGCACCAUCAAUGGGGAGGAGAGGGACCAAACACACAGGGCAGUGUACAGGUUUAUCCCCAGACACGCCGACGAACUGGAGCUGGAUGUGGACGACCCUCUCUACGUGGAAGAAGAAGAGGACGACUACUGGUACAGAGGCUACAACAUGCGUACAGGAGAAUGCGGAAUCUUCCCCGCUUUCUAUGCCCACGAGGUCAUUGGACACUCCAAAGAGAUGUUGGCCAUGAAACGUAAUCCAGCAUGGAUAGAGACAUUUGACGUGCAGUUCUUGGGUUCCGUCGAAGUCCCUCAACAUCAAGGCAAUGGAAUUCUUUGUGCUGCCAUGCAGAAGAUUGCACUGUCCAGGAAACGGACCGUACACGUGCGACCACCCUCCCUGUGUGAGUUGGAGAUCAGCUUGCAAGGAGUGAAGCUGAUCAUGAGUCUGGAAGAUGAAUACGACUGUCUGGACGAGUUUGACAGAUGCAGUCACUUCUUCCAGAUGAAGAACAUCUCCUUCUGCGGUUGUCAUCCCAGGAACAACUGCUACUUUGGCUUCAUCACUAAGCACCCCAUGCUGAGCCGGUUUGCGUGUCACGUGUUUGUCUCCCAGGAAUCCAUGCGACCUGUAGCGGAGUGUGUUGGUCGGGCCUUCCAGGAAUAUUACCAGGAGCACGUGGAGUACGCCUGCCCCACUGAGGACAUCUAUCUGGAGUAAGACGCAUUGCCUUGUACGCUCAUCCACUUUGCCAUCAGAGGGCUUCUUCUUCUUCUUCUUCUUCUACUUGCUCCUCUCAGACUGGGUUCUUCAGUUCAACAGCAGAUCCAUCUUCUCUCCAUCUCAAUGAAAUGGUUCCUUUGACCGUUUUCUAUGAGAGAAACUGAAAAGUGCUGAGAUAUUUGAAGGUUCCUGCUCUGACAUGUCAUUCACCGACCUAACUACUGUACCUACAGUACCUACUAGCGAUCAGUCAGUCUCCCAAUGCAUGGCUCGUAGGAUUCACUACGCACAGUGACACGUAUUCAGGAACCUGGGCGAGCGGCUCGUUAAGGUUUGUAAAUAUGUAUUUGUUUUCAUGUUUCAGGCUGGUUGGGUUUCUACUGGUAGUCACACGGCAGCAGAGUAGUGGCAGAGAGUGCAGUGAGCUUACCUCAGUGUUGCGUACAAUAAGGUGUGCUGUAAAUAGAUGUAUAGGAAGUAGACUUUCAAACAGGCGCCUCAGCCACACUCAUAAAGGAAGCGGAGAGUUUUCUCGCGGUUGCUCAAGGCAGAGGAACAUCAUGUCGAUAUCAUGAACUGGAAUCAUUUUAGACAAUACAACUUGGUAGUAUUAGGUGCCACACUGAAAAGAAAAAAAUAUUCCUAAAAUGACCAAAAAGAAUAAAGUUAUAAUGUGAGUGGGUAAAAAAAUGUAAUAUUAUGAGGGAAAAAGCCCAGAUGACUGGUUAAAAAAAUAAAAAAUCACUCCCCAAGUUGCACUAUAUAAAACAUAGGGUAUGAUAAUAAUAUAAUAAAAUACUACAUUUCACUUUCAGUCAAUUGUCCAUGUUUUCAUUGAGAGCAGCACACAGUUUAGAAGUUAUUUUAACACACCUGGCAAGUGUUAUAGCUUUGAUUAAUUCCUUUGCUACACUCUUCUUCUUAGGAGGAAUGGUUAGAAAAUUUGGCAAAAUAUCUGUACAAAAACAGAAACUGCGAGCAGUUCACUGCCCUCUUCCUAAUAUUCAUUAGGUCGAUUUUUCUUGUCAUGUUCCAAAAUUCUGUCCGAGGAUGUACUUACUAGUAGUUUAUUCUCUCAAAAUUACAACACUCUCACAAGGUUAUGACUUUUGUCAUUUACAACUUUAAAAUAAUGCACCUUUUCAUAUCAUCAGCCACAUAGCAGAAUUGCUUAAAUCAAUUUUCAUUAUUUUUGGAAAGCAAGAA